AUGCCCUUUGGGGGAGUACAAAAGGUCUCAGCAGGAGAAGGCGGCGAACUGUCUUAUGUUUUGGGCGCAACUCUCACUAAGGCCGAGGCAGCACACUCAGUCCUGUUUCCACGCCAAUUUGGAGAGCAGUACCUUACCCCGGUCGAGCCACCGACGACGGGUGACUCAGGAACCAAAAUGGCUAAUGCUGCUGGUGCACCUGCAGCAGAUAUCUGUGCAAUUGGGCUUGGACAUAUGUCCAGAAGGGGGAGCAAUGGGAGGGAGAACUCUCUCAGCUGGAGGGAUAGAAUCAAAAUCUAG
This is a messenger RNA of Neurospora crassa OR74A, 300 nucleotides long. RefSeq lists its product as hypothetical. Bases 1 to 300 code for a protein of 99 amino acids. The transcript is spliced from 2 exons. NCBI's taxonomy places the organism in Eukaryota, Fungi, Ascomycota, Sordariomycetes, Sordariales, Sordariaceae. The record is from RefSeq and is a predicted model, not a curated record.